UGUCACCAUCGCGUUCACACACAAAAAAAGUCAUUACAACUUAUUUCCAUCCGCAUCACAGUGAGCGUCUAAGUGGUUGCUGGGAGAUGAUGUUUAGAGAGCGUGGAGAACAAAGACUGUGUCCAGAAGCUUAUUAAAUUUCCGCUAUUGAAUGUGAGAUAGCAGAUAUUCAGUAGGACAUGCAUAUUAAGUGCAGUCCUGUGAUCUGAUGAGACAGUCCGCUUCCAGGAGGCGAAGCAUGCUGCCAGAGAGCUGCAGCACCAGAGAGGACGGCCACACGGGGAUGGAGAGCCUGGUUUUUCAAGUUUGACAGAGUGUCCUAGAGAGUCUGUCCCUACUGUGAGCAGUCACCAUGCUGUACAGUCACCUGUUGCUUUGUGUCUACAUCCUCACCUUCCUGAUGGGCGUCCCUGCCAACAUCCUGGCAUUCUGCACCUUCUGUCGCAAGGUGCACCGCAAGGCAACCCCAAUAGACGUCCUCCUCCUCAACCUCACCAUCUCUGACCUUAUCUUCCUGGUCUUCCUGCCAUUCAAAAUGAAGGAGGCCUCGGACGACAUGGCCUGGCUGCUGCCCUUCCCCCUGUGUCCCUUCACUGGUUUUCUGUUCUAUGUCACCAUCUACAACAGUACGCUGCUCCUCACAGCCGUGAGUGUGGAGCGUUACCUGGGGGUUGCCUACCCACUCAGGUACUCCCUGUGUCGCAGGCCUCGCUACGCUGUGCUGGCCAGUAUCAUAUUCUGGGUGGUGACCUCUUCGAACCUCAGCAUUGUCUACAUCAUACCCUAUGCACAGUGGAACAAAGGUACAGACACUGACAGCAGCAGUGGCAGCCCGCCCCCUCCACGAACCUGCUACCUGAAUUUCACAGAGGACGAGCUCAAAAUUCUGCUGCCGGUCCGCUUGGAGCUCUUCUUCGUUCUCUUCUGCAUCCCUUUCUUCAUCUGCUCCUUCUGCUACGUUAACUUCAUCCUCAUCCUGUCGCGUCUUCCAAACAUUGGAAGGCGGCGGAGGCUGCGCGCCAUAGGUCUGGCGCUCGGCACUCUGAUAGUAUUCGCCGUCUGUUUUGGGCCUUACAACGCCUCCCACGUGGUGGGGUUUGUCCGUAAGGAGAGUGAGGACUGGAGGAACGUGGCUUUGCUCUCCAGCACCUUCAACGCCUGCCUGGAUCCAAUUAUCUUCUACUUCUCUUCAGCAGCGGUCAGGAGUAUGUUAAAUCACUGCUUCAAGAACAUCAUGGCGAAGCUGCACAUUCUGAGGUGUCGAGGGUCUCAGCUCUGUCCUCACCAGAGACCUCCCAAGACUGACAAAUACAGGGAAGCAGCCCCUCCUUGAAAGAUUAUAUAUAU
Messenger RNA from Lates calcarifer (barramundi perch), 1347 nucleotides. Its product is annotated as free fatty acid receptor 3-like. The record is from RefSeq and is a predicted model, not a curated record. Gene Ontology annotation, molecular function: G protein-coupled receptor activity. NCBI's taxonomy places the organism in Eukaryota, Metazoa, Chordata, Actinopteri, Centropomidae. Gene Ontology annotation, cellular component: plasma membrane. Gene Ontology annotation, biological process: G protein-coupled receptor signaling pathway; cellular response to fatty acid.